This is a messenger RNA of Strongylus vulgaris, 267 nucleotides long. The record is from the annotation of a GenBank genome assembly. NCBI's taxonomy places the organism in Eukaryota, Metazoa, Nematoda, Chromadorea, Rhabditida, Strongylidae.
AUGCGGAGAUCGACACCAUUCUCACCAAACGAAGGUGGUACCUUACUGGAUGCCUCAGUGGUACCAUCCUUCAGUGGUGGCUCAGAUCACCGCUCCUUCGAACAAAAGUGCGAUUCAACCGAAAGUGGAAAAGAAGAUCUACCACUGUGUUGGGGAAGGAGAGAAGUCGUAUAUGACGACGUCAGAUUGGAGGAGCUCCUGACCACUUGUAACUGGCCUAUCGAGGAGGACCCAACGAAAGACUAUGACCUGCUUCUUAGAGGUUGA